AGCAGAAUGGCGGCUCUUUUGGAAUCUGUUCUGUUCAAGAAAGUGGACGUUAAAACGGUAUCGGACUGGUUAAAGAAGGAUGAGGAGGGUGAGAGGCUGGCAUUCAGUGAACCUGCGGCCACAGUUCACAAACAAGAAUUUGUCCCAUUUCUUUUAAAUUUCCUGAGAGAGCAGAGCAGCCAAGCACUAACUCAUGGCCCUGCCACGCCGGCCAAGACCCCCAGCCGCCACAUACCUGCUACACAGACGCAGGGCCUCACAGACAGGAGGGGCUGCAGGUCUGCUGGUGGUGGAGCUGGUCCUCGGAGUGCCAGCCGGGUCCAGCUGUUUUCUCCUGCGCCCUCGGUGUCACCUGCAUCUGAUUGGGAUGCUGCUGGUCAGGCAGGGUCUCACUCUCUGAGUGCCUUCAGCAGUCCAUCCUUCAGUACAGGAUGGAGCCCAGCCUCCAGGCCUUCAGGCUCUGAGCGACGAUCCAGCCAGAGGAUGAAUCUGGGGGACUACAUUCUUUCUCCUCCUGACCUCCAGAAUAGCCCCAACUUCCAGUCACAGAAGGGCCGCAGGAGAAGUGGAGGCAGCGUGGCAGUGGGGGGGCAAGGGAAGCAUGGAGGAUGGCGUGGAGGACAUCACAGUGAUGAGAUUGGACGGUGGGAAAGCGGAGGGAGGAGAUCAGGUAGAGGAGGAGGGAGCAGUAGGAUUAGUGAGCAGGUUUCGCCUCCAUCUGUUGGGCAGCUCAACUUCAACAACUUGGAGGACUUUCCUCCUGUUGGGUCAUCGCCCAUCUCACCUGCGGCAUCCAAACCAUCUAGAAGAAUAAACCCAACACCAGUCAGUGCAGAGCUGCCGCACUCCAAACCAAAAACUUGCUUCACCUCCACCCCAUUCAGCGAAUCCUCUAGUCCUUCAUUAGCUGUUGAGGCGCCUGAGGGGUUAUCGACAGUGCCGAGUCCUCUGAGCCUUCAGGAGGAGAGGGAGCUUCUAAAGAUGGAAAAGUCAAAGCGAGCUCAGCAGGUCAGUUCUCCUCUGCCGUCCUCUUUGGACCCUUGCACCCCGACCAAGUCAGGGCUUAGGACGGGAUCUAAAGUUACACCAGAUCUGCAGACUCCCUGUCCUGAACCAUCCAAAGUCACCUUCUCCCUGGAACUGGAUCUCCUGGCAGAGCUGUACUGUACCUGCAUUUCUGAAAACCUUGUUCCAAACAUUUUCCUGGAGCUUUUCUUUGUGGUGCAGUUGCUAACGUCACGGUCUCCUCACACUCAUGAAGAUGAUGAAGAAGAAAGUUUGUGUUCAGUCAAAUCAGAAGUCCUGGAGCGUUGCUACCUGAGACCAGUACACAACUGUGUGUAUUUUGCAGUGAAGGUUCUGGAGAAUCAAUUUCAGCUGCUCGCUCAUUUGGACAAGUGUACCUUGCGUCUGCUGGCAGAGAACGAGAGGGUGGCGUCUUUCUCUCUGGAUCUCAGGGACCGUCUGACUCAGGCCCAGGACGGAAGCACAGCCAAGCUCUCUCCUUCAGCUUCCACUUUUAUCCACUCCGUCCCAUUCCAGCCGGCGACAGACAACCGGUCCAACUUCAACAGUAACCAUGCCUUCCACACCUUUAAAAAACAAAGGGAUAUUUUUUACGAGGUGUUACGAGAAUGGGAGGACUUUCACAAAGAACCGGGGUGGAACUUUGACACUGCUCUCGGCAGCAGGAUAAGAGGAAUGAUGAGUCAGCUGACCUCUGCAGGAAACCAUUCCCAUUUUGCUCGCCUCUUCCUGAAGCAGCUUGUUCAGAUGUGUAAAGGACCCCGUGUGAACAGCUCUCCUGGGGACACUCCAGAUGCCGACCUGCUAGGCAUGCUGGGAGCUGACAGUCUGGGGCGUCUAAAGCGUCUUGAGGAGCGUCUCAUUCAGUCUGAUGGAGUCGUCGGCCCCUGCCCUCCUCCAUCCUUCCCUGGCCACCAGGAGUUCUUCAGGGAUUUCCUGCAGACAGCUAGCUGCUGCCAGCUGAACCAGCACCUGCAGGACAGCCUGUGUCAGCAGCUCCUCCAGCUGGACGAGGUGUCCAUCCUGAGUCCUCCUGCUCCCAUCGGGGAGGUGGAGGAGGAGGGAGAUGGCGACAUGGAGCAGCAGGAUGAGAAGCAGCGGUUCACCUCAGUGCUGCUCCUCGCUCGUCUCCUGGCUAAGUUUCUGGGAUUCAUUUCCUUUCUGCCAUAUCAAACAUCUGAGAAGCCUUCCAGGGAGAUACAGGAGACUGCUAUCGCCAUGCGCAGCAAGAGUGUUCCAGUGCUGGAUGUGUGUGCCGUGCUGAGCAACAGUAUGAAAAGGAGGCGCACCAUCCUGACCGUGCCCUGGCUGGUGGAGUUCCUCUCCAUGCUGGACUUCAUCGGCCCUCUGCUGCUCUGCUACAGAACUGCUUUAGGCACGCUGCUUCUCCUGUACAGGAGAAUGCUGCUGGGCAGAUGUGGAGAAAUGUGUUACCUGAAUAAACUGCUAAUGGUCUCUGUGCUCGGGUGGCUUUUCCAGAUCCCAGUUAUUCCUGAAGACAUUUUCUUCACCAAUGAAUUCACCGAGGUGGCCAAGCUGGAGGACGACAUCACGACUGCUGCAGGACUUGACUGCAUUCCUCUGGUGGAUCAACAGCUUCUUUAUACAUGUUGUCCAUUUCUUGCUGAGUUCCGUAAGCUCCUAGCUGCCUUUGUGUCUGGAAGCGCAGCCAAGAGUGGAGGAAUUAUCCGCAAGAUAACCCCCACUUCUGCUGAGCUCAGGGAUACGCCAGCUGCCAACAGAUCACAGCAGAAACUGCAGGUGGACCUGGAGCAAGCCUUCUUUCAUAACCAGCCCCCGUCGCUGCGUCGCACCGUGGAGUUUGUAGCUGAGAGAGUUGGUUCCAACGCCGUCAAGCAUAUGAAGGCCACAUUAGUGAGUGAGCUGGUGGACCGAGGUGAGAAGAUGCUGCAGGAAGGGCUGAAGUCGUCCAACGCAAAUCCUUCAAAACUGAAUGACUCCAUCUGUGCUCAGCUGUGUGUCGCAGGAUUGGAGGCGCUGGCAAGAGCCACCAGAUUUUGCUCUGAGAAGAGUCCUGAAGCCAUACGAAUUCUGCUCCCCGAUGAGACCUCUCCUGCUGUCCUGACCACAUCUGAAAACAUCACCAAACGUCUUGCAACAGAAAAAGCCUGCAGCUGGCUCUCUGCCAACAUCACAGCCCUGAUAAGACGAGAGUGGAAGAGCCGGUAUGAUCGUGUGAGGAAGGCUGUGGGAAGCCCAGUGGCUCCCAACUCGAAGGACGUGGAGGGGGCUGUGCUUGAGCUGGUCACCCCGGAGCAGUCGACCACUCCCAAGAGGAAACAAGGAAGUGAGAGAGUGACAUCCUGCCCUCCACACUGCAACCACACUGCUUCACUGCCCUCUGACAUCCUCAUUGAGCUCAAGGAGCUGCUGAGCAUUGCAGUCGGCCCCAGGACUGACGAGGAGCUGCUGACUGGCUCUCAGGUCAAAACGCUGCUGCAGAGAGUCAGAGACACGCUGGCCUGCAGGAAGUUCAUAACUGUGGUGUCAGAGCAGAUGAUUCUGAACUCUACUGUCCUGCUGGCCUGCAAACUGGUGUCUGCAGAGCUGCCGGUACUGCCUCUGUCAGGGUGCAGCAGAGGUGACGGGGUGGUUGUGGGUCCUGGUUCAGGAUCAGAGCCUCCUGUCAGAUCGCUGCUGGAGCAGCUUGCUGAGCUGUGGGAAGAGGACUGCUGUUCCUCCGCCCCGCUCCACCUGCUCUUCACCCCGCUCACUGUCACCGCUGUGCUGAAGGCCAGCGACACAGAGUGGAAAAACUACCUGUUCCUGGUAAGAAAGCUGGUUGACAGAGGAGUCUUGAGCGAGGAAGAGGUCACAUCUCAUUGGAAGAAGUUAACAAACUUGGCCUUGCCAGCGGAGCUGAUAGAGAAUUUCCAGCUGCAGUCAGAGAGUCUUAAACCCCCCUUGCCUGUGGCUGAGUUGCAGAGCCACUUGGAUAUGCUGCAGGUGUCACAGCAGACAGUAGAGGGAGCUACAUGACAACAGUAACACCACAGCAUCUUUCCUGUUAUCACCUCAGUGUUUUUGUCACAUCUGUCAGUGUGUUACUCAGGAGGAAAGGCAGAUCUGGACGACUUCUUGCUCUCGACCAUUUUUCGAAUUUGCCACUGCACAACCCAUCAAAGCUGUUCCUCAGUCGGCCUCUGCACAGACUCGGCAAGCUUCAGACUUUUGUUCUCCGCCUGUGAAGGGACAGCGGCCUUUCAUGAUUCCCUCUGCUCUUUUGCUAAGGUGCUGGUGAGAGCCCUGCCAGUCAGAAGUAGCUAUGGGAGCACAACAUCUCACACCUUUAGAUCUGUUGAACUUUCCUGCAAGCAACACUGGUAGAUGAUUGUGUCCAAAGGGAAAUACUAGUGCAGUAGAUGAAAGAUUUAAGACCAUGGCACAGACUUGGCAAACACAGAAGAAGGGUCAGCAUCAAACUGCUGAGGACUAAGACUGAGUAACAUGUACCCCCCUGAAGACCUUAACUCAUUAAAACAUCCCAGUUUUUAAAUGUAAGUUUCCACAAGAUGAGCCAUAGUUUGUCAAGAAACACUUGGACUGAAAAAUGUAAUUUUUUUUGUUUUGUUUUUUAGACUCAAAAGAAGAAAAUAAAAUGUCUUAAUUUUAGUACAGCACUUUCACACACUGCCUUUGACCGCCACUACUAGUGAUUGCAUGUUUAUUUCAUGAAUGCAAGGCUGCUUUUGUGAUUGUUUUUAGUUCAUGUUGAACGAGCGCCUGCUGCUUUUUAAAUUUGAAUGAAAUAUUUUUUUAUGUUAACACAGAAAUAUUAAUAAAGAUCCUGGUUUUAAA
This is a messenger RNA of Centropristis striata (black sea bass), 4845 nucleotides long. RefSeq names its product codanin 1 (gene cdan1). The transcript is spliced from 28 exons. Gene Ontology annotation, cellular component: nucleus. The record is from RefSeq and is a predicted model, not a curated record. Gene Ontology annotation, biological process: chromatin organization. Lineage: Eukaryota; Metazoa; Chordata; Actinopteri; Perciformes; Serranidae. Bases 7 to 4026 code for a protein of 1339 amino acids.